Closterium sp. NIES-65 is the source of this 6711-nucleotide messenger RNA. The record is from the annotation of a GenBank genome assembly. NCBI's taxonomy places the organism in Eukaryota, Viridiplantae, Streptophyta, Zygnematophyceae, Desmidiales, Closteriaceae.
AUGACACUAUCUCCGGAUUUAGAACGGCAGCAGAAGCAGCCGCGAACCGACAUUGCUGUAGCCGAUCGGAGCGUCAGCGAGACGCGUUACUUCGACGACGUGACAAUAACCACGGGCGACAUUUGCGACAAGGAGGAUGGGCGGUUGCUGCUCGCAGGGGCAUGCGACAAUUGCGAGGAUGGCGGCGCGGCUCCGGUGAUAGAAACGACAGCCGUCGGUGAUGGCCAAGGCACCAAUGCUGCUCCUGCUGUUGACAUUUUCCAGGAGGAGGCGGCGGAGGAGGAGGCGGAAGAGGAGGGGGAGGAGGAGGCGGAAGAGGAGGGGGAGGAGGAGGCGGGGGAAGGCGAGGGAGACGAUGGAGAGCCGAGCCUGUGGUCGGCAUUGACGUUCGCAUGGGUGACCCCCACAAUGCGCCUGGGCGCGCGCACAACGCUGCAGUCGGCGGACCUCCCCCCGCCCCCGCGCACCUGGCGCGCGGAUUGGCUGGACGCACAAACGGCGCGCAUAAUGGACGGGGAGCAGGGGGAGAGGGGGCGGAAGAGGGAGGAGCAUGGGGAAUGGGGGCGGAAGGAGGAGGAGCAGUGUGAAGGGGAGCAGGGGGGAAGGCGGGAGGGGAACGGAAGCGGUCAGUUGGUGGUGUCGGGCGGAUGGAAGGCAGGGGGCAGGGGCAGGCGGAAGUGGGCAGAGGACACACGGAAGUGGCCGUUUUGGGCGGCUCUGUACUGGCCGCACCGGUGGGCGCUGUUGCUGCUGGCAGUGAUGUUUCUCGGGGAGUCGAUGCUUCAUGUGGUCAAAGCCGUGCUGCUGUAUCGCAUCGUAAGUGCUGCUGUAUCGCAUCAAUUCUCAAAAACUCCCUGCACAGCAGCAGGGCUGGCUGGGCGCACUGGCAGUGGCGCUGGCCGCGCUGACCCAGCAGCUCUGCUACCGCGCAUACGUCUCCCCUCCCCUUUCCUUCCCCUCCACCAGGUCGCCUACCUGGAAGCGUGUGACAGCAGCAGCAGCAGCAGCAGCAGCGAGGCAGGACAGUGUGGGCCCACGGAGGGCUACCUCACGGCAGCAGGGAUGGGCGCAGUUGCGGUGGCUCUGGCCGUGGUGACCCAGCAGCUCUGCUACCGCGCAUAUGUCGUCUCCACCAACACUCGCACUGCCGCCAUCAGCGCAGUGCAUCGUCACCUCCUCACGCUCACCGCCAGUGCGCUGAGCCACGUCAGCAGCGGGCACUGCAUCAACCUGCUGUCCAAUGACGUGCGCCGAUUGGACGACCUGGUGUUCUGCAGCCAGGCGCUCUGGGUGGCUCCAAUCGAGCUUGUGUUGGUCACGUGGCUUAUAGCGAGGGAGAUCGGAUGGGUGCCCACCAUCGCUGGCAUUGGCACUCAACUGCUGCUUCUUCCGCUACAGCCUGCAGUGGACAGCCGCCCUCAACGCCGUGACGGCUGCACUCUACUUCUCAUUCACCUCCGUGGUGGCUUUCUAAGUCACCUACAAAUCCCCUCCAUCCUCCCCUCUCGUCUUCCACGCAGCCUGCAGUGGACAGCCGCCCUCAACGCCGUGACGGCUGCACUCUACUUCUCCUUCACCUCCGUGGUCGCCCUCGUCACCUUCGCCACCUUCACGUGCCUCGGAGGGCAACUCACCGCAGCCUCUGUGUUCUACGUGCUUACUCUCCUCGAGGUGCGCUGCACCUCUCCUUGCUUCCCUUCCAUGCACCUCCAUCGAGCCAUCCGAAAGGAAAACUGCAUCUCUCACAGCGUGCCUCAGAGGGCACCUCUCACGGCGGCCGCUGUGUUCUACAUGCUCGCUCACGUUCCUCCAGGUACGUCUUUCCUUGCUUCCGUGCCCCUCAGCCGAGCGCUCACGCUUCGUGCUAACUCAGUUCUUGAGGCGCCUCAUAAACACCCUCACGUGCCUCGGAGGCCAACUCACAGCGGCGCUGUGUUCUACAUGCUCGCUCAUGCUCCUAUUGAGUCGACUCAAAAGCAUACGUGCUCGCUCAUGCUCCUCGAGUCCACUAACAUGCCCCACACUUCCCUUCCUCCCCUCCCUCCGUUCCCUCCGCUCCUCCCUCCGUUCCCUCCGCUCCUCCCUCCGGUCCCUCCGCCCCUCCAUACCAUAUCCCCACAGAUCCCGCACUACACCAUGGGGUGGAAGUCCUCACCAUCCUCGGAGCUCGCCUCACAGCCCAGCCACAGCCUCUCCUCCUCUGCUCCCUCACGCCUUCCCUGCCCCCCCCGUGCUGCCUUGGUGCUUGAAAGGGCUUCUUUUGCUUGGGGAGAAGCAGCCGGGGAGGUUAAGGGCGAGGGGAAGUGGGAGAGCAAAGAGGAAGGAGGAAAGGGAUUCAGAGGAAGGAGGAAAAAGCAAGCGCUUGAGGCGAUUGCCGAGUCGACUCAAGCAUCGGCCGGGCAUGUUCUGGAUGUCACCGAGCCUCGCACGGUCGAUGGCACGCCUUAUGGCAAGGGCUACAUGAGCAGAGUCAGGAGUUUCCGACGCAUCCCCAAGGCUUUCCGCGCGCGUUCCCUGCAGCGAUUCAUGAGCUUUCAUGCUGCUGCUGGCCCUUCCCCUGCUGUUGGCCCUUCUGCUGCUGCUGCUUCUGCUGAUGCUGCUGGUGCUGCUGCCUUGGAGGGCACGUGUGUGACUGCACAGGAGGAGCAAGAGGGGCAUGUUGAGAUAGACGGUGCACGCGCACCGAGCGGUCGGGUGGAGGGAGUGAGCGUGAGGGUGGGAGAGGCAGAGCUGCUGGGAGUCACUGGCAAGACUGUUCUACUGUCUGCUGUGCUGCCUGCUGUGCUGCCUGCUGUGCUGCCUGCUGUGCUGCCUGCUGUGCUGCCUGCUGUGCUACCUGCUGAUGGCAAGUCACUGCUGCUGCUGGGUAUCCUCGGGGAAGUGCCUCUCUCAUCCGGCGCCAUGCACCGCUCCGUGCCCUCCCUCGCCUACGCAUCGCAGCAGGUCUGCCUCCCAUUUGCUGCUCAACCUUUGCUACUCGUCUCUCUCUCACCCCUUCCCUACCCACUCCCGCUCCUCAUUGAGGGGACGCCGUUCCUCAUCGAAGGCACGGUGCGUGAAAACAUCCUAUUCGGCACACCGCUAGACGAGGCUCUCUAUGCCAAGUCCCAUUUCCCCAUCACCCACUCCUCCCCUUUGCCCACUCCUCCCCUUUGCCCUCUCCUCCCCUUUGCCCUCUCCUCCCCUUGCCCUCUCCUCCCCCCUGCCCUCUCCUCCCCUUUGCCCUCUCCUCCCCUUUGCCCUCUCCUCCCCUUUGCCCUCUCCUCCCCUUUGCCCUCUCCUCCCCUUUGCCCUCUCCUCCCCUUUGCCCUCUCCUCCCCUUUGCCCUCUCCUCCCCGCCUCUAUCUCCUCCCCGCCUCCAUCUCCUCGCCACUCUCUCUCAUUCUGCUAGUUAUCGUGUUGGACGCCUGUGCGCUCCGCGCGGACUUGGCCCUAUUGCCACCCAUUGCCUGCCACGUGUUUCAGCAGUGCGUGUGUGGGCUGCUGGCAGGGUUGCCCCGGAUUGUCGUCACUCACCACGCGCAGUACCUUGGCAGCUGCGACAGAGUGAUGGUGCUGGAUGGUGGCAGAGCAGCGGUGUGUGGCGUGUGGAGUGACAUCUGUGCCCUGCCCGUUGCUCAGCAACACUGUGACAACCCCCCUUUGGGGCCAGACAGUGACAGUGCCGUCUGUGCCACUGCCACUGCCACUGCCACUGCCACUGCCACUGCCACUGCCACUGCCACUGCCACUGCCACUGCCACUGCCACUGCCGCUGUCACUGGCUCUGGCAGCAGCAGCACGAACACUGAUGCUGCAGUGCCGCCGCUGCCAGAGCUGACACACAGCACUGCUGCCACCGUUGCUCACCCACAGCGCUGCACAGGCAGCGGCAGUGGCAGUGGCAGUGGCAGCGCUGUGGAUCGCGACUUGAGCUGUGAGAGUAACAGCACAGAUGCACCAGCAGAAUGCGAGGAGGAGUGCACUCACAGGGACUCGUCCUUGAGAGGAAGCGAAGAUAAAUGCCCCGUCAUAAGGACGAGUCCCUGUGAGUGCGCUCCUCCUCGCAUAGGAACAGACGCUGAGGUGGAGAGGGUAGAGGCGGCCAAGGAGGGCGUUCAAAGGUCAUCGCCGUUGAGAGGAAGCGAAGAUGUGGCGGGGAGAGCAGAGGGGUUGAAGGGAUUGGAAGAUUCAUGCAGGGAAGGGGAGAGUGUCCCACGUGGGGAGACUUCUGAGUCGAUUCAAAGAGACUCGUCGUUGAGAGGAAGUGGCGGAGACAGCAGAGAAGGGGAGACAGCAGAGGGGGUGAAGGGGCUGGAAGAUGCAUGCAGUGAAGGGAAGAGCGUCCCACAUGGGCGCCAGGGUGCCAAGGGCUCGUUGCACAAGUCAGGAAAAGGACCAUUUGCAGCAAGGAGUUACUCCCUCUUCCGGAGAGUGCAGGAGGAGGAGGAGGAGGAGGAGGCGAGUGGCUCCUCAGAAGGCGACGAGCAAGUCACUCCAUGCGCUUGCACUGGAGGCCUGCUGGACGACCACUGUGUCCGCUCCCUCCCCGCCCUUUAUUCACUUUCCACCCCCCACCACACAAUCACUGUGUGUGUUUGCAGGCCUGCUGGACGUGGAGGGGUGGCAGCGGGGCGCCAUCCCCCUGUCGGUGCGUGUGCUUCCAUCCCUUGGAAGCGGCUGUGUUUCCCGCCGCUGUCUCAUCCCACGCUAUCCCCCACGUCGCUCUGCGUGCCUGCAGGCCUGCUGGACGUAGAAGGGUGCAGCGCGGUGCCAUCAACCUGUCUGUGUGUGUGCUUCAAUCACUGGGUAUGCGUCCCCCUAUCCCAUUUCACGCUAUCCCCUUCCGCGCUAUCCCCAAACCGCUCUGUGCGUGCCUGCAGGCCUGCUGGACGUAGAAGGGUGCAGCGCGGUGCCAUCAACCUGACUGCUGGACGUAGAAGGGUGCAGCGCGGUGCCAUCAACCUGUCUGUGUGUGUGCUUCAAUCACUGGGCCUGCUGGACGUAGAAGGGUGCAGCGCGGUGCCAUCAACCUGUCUGUGUGUGUGCUUCAAUCACUGGGUAUGCGUCCCCCUAUCCCAUUUCACGCUAUCCCCUUCCGCGCUAUCCCCAAACCGCUCUGUGCGUGCCUGCAGGCCUGCUGGACGUAGAAGGGUGCAGCGCGGUGCCAUCAACCUGUCUGUGUGUGUGCUUCAAUCACUGGGCCUGCUGGACGUGGAAGGGUGGCAGCGCGGUGCCAUCCCCCUGUCGGUGUUUUGGGGCUACGCCAGAAAGAUACGCGUGCUGCCUCUGCUGCUCUUUGCCGCCCUCUUCCUCGCCGCACACGUCUCCAACGCUCUCGUCAGCUGGUUCCUCGGCUUGUGGACAGAGGCCCCCGAGACCACACCCCACCCGCUCGCCACCCUCACAGCCAUCGCCCUGUCUUGCGUGGUCCUCUCCCUCCUCGCCUCUCUGCUCCUUCACUUUGCCACGCUGAGAGCCUCCUCCCGCAUGCACUCACUCAUGCUGGUGUCUGUACUCAAGUCGCCGCUCGCCUUCUUCCACCGCAACCCCACGGGCCGCGUGCUGAACCGGUUCAGUGAGGACCUCGGGGUGACUGAUGACGUGCUGCCCCAGCUGCUGCUGGAUUUUCUGAAUCCCUUCGGCCUGUGCUUUGCCGCGGUGGUAUCGGCAUGCAUAGCUGUGCCGUGGACACUCAUCCCCAUGCUGCCGCUGCUGCUGCUGCUGCUGCACCUGCGGCAUCUGUACGUGUGCACGGCCAUGGAGGUCCGACGUAUGGAAUGCACAACACGCUCCGUGCUGCUCGCCCGCUUCCUCGCCACCAUGGAGGGCCUGCCGACCAUCCGGGCCUUCUCCCAGCAGCGCCGCUUCCACCGCCUCUUCCUUCGCCACGUCACCGCCAACGCCAGCCCGCACCUAUUCUGGAUCGCCACGUGGGAGUGGUUGGGCUUCCGAUUGGACCUCCUUGUUGCCGCCGCCCUGCUCUCCGCCGCCCUCGCCGCCGUGGCGCUGCGCCACUCGCUGCCGCCCGCCAUGGCCGCGCUGGCUUUGUCGUAUCUGCUGCAGCUGCCGGACUCGCUGCGGUGGGCGCUGCAAUACGGCGUGGAGCUGGAGAACACGUUCACCAGUGUUGAGCGCACACUCGAGUACACCACGCUGCCAGGGGAAGAGCCCUCACCUGCUAAAAGUAAACUCAAGCAGCAGCAGCACAAGUGGCAGCAGCAGCAGCAGGAAGACCCCACCACCAAAUCCUCCAUACCCAGCUUGCUGCUCGGAGCACUGCAAACAGCAAUCAGGCGCCUGCCAUUUAAGCCACUAUUCUCUCACAAUCCGCCCUCCACCCACUGCCAAGCCUCCGAUGCAACACCAAACAGCAAGGAGGAGGGGUACAGUGGAAUCACCCUUCGCCCCUCGUGGCCGUCAGCAGGGGCAGUGCGAGUGGAGCAGCUGACAGUGCGGUAUGGCAGCACGGGGCUGGCAGUGCUGCGCGGAUUGAGCUUUCGGCUCGCAGGGGGAGAGAAGUGCGGUGUGGUGGGGCGAACAGGCGCCGGCAAGUCCACCCUCAUGCUCACGCUGCUGCGGUUGGUGGAAGCCUCUUCAGGCAGCAUCUGCAUCGAUGAGGUGGACAUUGCAUCGCUGCCACUCGCCACCCUGAGAAGCAAGCUCGCCUUUCAGUAUGGCGACCCCUCCUGCAGCAACACUCAGUACUACUACCCCUACUGCAGCUCCUAA